Tachysurus vachellii is the source of this 2680-nucleotide messenger RNA. RefSeq names its product peroxisomal membrane protein 2 (gene pxmp2). Gene Ontology annotation, cellular component: cytoplasm; membrane. The record is from RefSeq and is a predicted model, not a curated record. Bases 93 to 677 code for a protein of 194 amino acids. Lineage: Eukaryota; Metazoa; Chordata; Actinopteri; Siluriformes; Bagridae. The transcript has 5 exons.
CCCUUCUUCUGUAUCGUGCUCACAAGUAGCCUUCAUUAGCUGAGCGUCAUAUCACUUUGUGCCACACUCAAAGUUAUAAAACAAUAAAUGCAAUGCCUACACAAAGUGUACCGAUCCGAGACCCGGCUUUACUAACCAGGUUACUACAGCAGUAUUUACACUUGUUAAAGAAAUAUCCGAUCAUCACCAAAUCUGUUACAAGUGCCAUUCUGUCUUCAUUGGGAAACCUGCUUUCCCAAGCUCUAGAAUCUAAGAAAAAGCUUAAAGAAGGCCAGUCUAGGAAAGAAGUGGACGUGUAUGGACCCAUCCGCUUUGCUGUAUACGGACUUGUCAUCACAGGCCCACUGAGUCAUUUUUUCUACCAGCUUCUGGAGCUGCUGUUUCCAGCCUCGGCUCCAUACUCCACGUUGAAGCGCCUCCUCUUGGAGCGACUCGUCUUUGCCCCUGCUUUUCUCUUCCUCUUCUUUGCAGUGAUGAACAUUUUGGAGGGGAAGACAAAUGCAGACUUGCAGGAUAAGCUGAAAGCGAGAUACUGGCCUGCUCUCAAGAUGAACUGGAAAGUCUGGACACCAUUUCAGUUCAUCAACAUCAACUAUGUGCCUGUGCAGUUCCGGGUGCUGUUUGCCAACCUAAUCGCCUUGUUCUGGAAUGCCUACCUCACAUCUGUCAGGAAAUGAAACCCCAGUGUUAAUAUUAAAGCAUGGUUACGUAUGUCAGUACCAAUGAAGCCAGUGUGUGCCUUUUAAAAGACAUUGUACUAGACCCAGUAUGACUUUCCAAUUAACUGUUGGACAUUAGGAAGAGGAACUAGAAGAUGGCUUCUUCAAAAGAUACACUUCUUCAUGAAAGAACACAACACAUACUAACAUUGCUAAAGUCUAAUUCAAAAUGUUUCCAUUGGCUGAGGUGCAACAGUAAUGAAACCAGAUUAUUAUUAACAAGGGGAUGAAACAGUAUUGUUUAAUACAUGUUUUUGAUGCAUUUCACAGCAAACAUUUGUGUAGUGAAAGAAAAUAAUAGUGGAUUUUGAUGAUGAUAAUAAUAAUAAUAGUAAUAAUAAUUAGAAUAUUCAUUCAUUCAUUCAUUCAUUUUCUACCGCUUAUCCAAACUACCUCGGGUCACAGGGAGCCUGUGCCUAUUUCAGGCGUCAUCGGGCAUCAAGGCAGGAUACACCCUGGGCGGAGUGACAACCCAUCGCAGGGCACACACACACUCUCAUUCACUCACACAAUCACACACUUCGGACAAUUUUUCCAGAGAUGCCAAUCAACCUACCAUGUAUGUCUUUGGACUGGGGGAGGAAACCGGAGUACCCGGAGGAAACCCCCAAGGCACGGGGAGAACAUGCAAACUCCACACACACAAUGCGGAGGCGGGAAUUGAACCCCCAACCCUGGAGGUGUGAGGCAAACGUGCUAACCACUAAGCCACCGUGCCCCCCCGCUAAUUAGAAUAGUAUUAAUAAUUAAUAUUCUGCCUAGUCUUGGUCAACACUAAUUUUAGCAUUGUACAUUGUAGUACUAUGCUUUUUCGGUUGUUUAAUAAAAAAAUUAGGCUUGCUACUGGAGAAAAUUAGCUUGGAGCUUACUGCUACUGGAGAAAAUUGUCCUAACAAAGCGCUGUUGAAUUCUCAAAUCUGACCAGAAUGUCUGGUCAGAAGGUCUUUUUUUAAUAUUUAUGCGCUCAUUCUUAUACAGAUAAACAGAUUUGAUGAGCAUGAUGUGUCAUUGUUUAAAAAAGGAAAAAUUGUAACUUAAGAACGACAUGAUUAUGUCUUCUAGUUUCAGCCUAAUGAAAGAAUGAAUGUUAAAUGAUAACAGGAUUUGUCCUUUUUUGUUUGUUUGUUUUUGGCUAUUACACCACAUUAAAUGUAACAAUUGGUAAAAAAAAAAAAAAAAAGAAGGUAUGACGUCAUUUAAGAAAUAAAAACUAAUUACUGACACAUUCCUGGGGUGCUGGAGAAAAAAAAACUUUAGGUUGUCUGUAGUUAUGUAGAUUGAGUUCACAGUUUAUGAUAAACUCAUUUAUCCCCCCUUUUUUUGAGUGACAACCAUUGGUGACUCAUGUGGAGGUUUAACAUUAUGUAAAUAUGGAGCUACUUGGUACAGUGAUUAGCGCUGGCAAGUUAAGACAGUAGAGCGCAAACUACUUUUUCAUCUCGUAUGAUAUGAUGCUGAUGUACACCGGUGAAUUUUAUUCAAAAAUGUUUAAUUUUAGUGCCAACAAAAACUGAUUUGAUGUCAAGUGGAAUGCUAGUUUAGCCAUAGCUAUGUUAUUUUAUAGCCUGUUCAGGAAGCUUCUUGUUCUCACUAUGACCACUAGAGGUCACACACUUCCUGCCCUGAAAAACCCUGUGCAGUUUUAGUGCCACUUCCACAGCACAGUUAUUGACUUGUGAACCUCCAAUUAUUAGAUUACCUGAUGUUAACUUAGUGUCUUUCAAACACUUCCGCAUAUACAUAGUGAUAGGAGAAACGAGGCAUUUUGAAUCGCAAAAUGAUUCAGUUUCGAAGCUUUCGAAACAAAACACGCUGGAGACACCUACUGGUCAAAAUAGUGUAAUGGAAACGAGAUCUAGGCCCAAACAUAUUGACAACUUUUACAAAACAAUUGCAAAUAUCUUCACAACAUUGUAAUGUUUUCAAUAUAAUUUGCAAAUCAUUAAAUAAUAUGAAAUUUA